UAUACAUAAAAGGGCUUUUCAGCUAUUCACAGGCUCAGAUGAGCUCUCACUAACCAUUCCACUAUGAUUGAAACGCUGAUACCAUUUAUUUUGGUUGCACAUGUACCAAUUGACACAUACGAUGUUUACUACGGAUCACAAUACACAUUCAACUUGUCCAACACAAUGGAAUACAACUUUGGGAAUGUCACCCAACAUGUGAACGUGGUGGCGAAAUUGAAGUGCGGAAAUUCGGGAGCUUACAGUUUAGUUUGCAGCGUGACUGAUGCGUCCAGGCAAUGGUAUCAGGAAACGGGAAUGAAUAGUGCAUAUUCUGAAAAUCCUAGAUACGUGAAAUUUCCGAUUUUCGAUGUUGGCCCUUUCCAAAUUCUGUUUAAAGAUGGGAAAAUUCACAGGGUUUUCGUGGAUGCGACGCAAGCGAAGAACUCGCAGCGCAUUGUAAUCGCGGAAAUCGCGGAGUUGUUGAACAUUUGGUGGACGAAUUUGGAUGAAUCACAGAAGGGAUUGUUAUCAGUGAUUGAUUACAAAUUUCCGAGGAGUGCGCUUGCCGUUUGCCAAUCGAUGAUUAAAUUCACAAAACAGAAGAAAAUUGACAAGCGAAUGGUGAAUUUCAAAAUAAGCAGCGUAGGGAGAAGACUGAAGAUCAAUUCAGGUGUUACAUAUCAUUUCAGAAAGAGCCAAGGUUCACACCUGCCGUGUUCCAAGGGCACCUACUUAUUGUACGAUCGCGAUAAUGUUCAGCCGAUUGUAAUGAACCGAACGCAAAUCAAAGCCAAGUCGUCGUUCAGCCGCAUUAUCAUGUCUGAAGACGAAUUUGUCUCUUUCACUGAGAACGUAGCCAAUUACUGUCCGGAUGAGGUCGCUCAUAAUCAAGGAAAGUGUCAUUACAAUAUUCACCAGAGGAUUAGCUUAACUUUGGACUCGAUUACUAAAGCUACCACCGAUCUACCUACGAUAACUGCUCCUACUGAUGUAUUCAUGAGUCUCGAGUCGACUUUAGUUUCUUUUCUAAUCAUAACUCGAUGAUUUGAGCGAAUGUUGUGCAUUGAAUUGUAAAUUUAUUUUCAAAGCGCAAGUCGCGGAUCAAUUUCACAAAUGUGAAGAGCACACGGAGAGAAAUAUUCAAUAAAAUCUACGCUUUAAUCUUUUCCGUAAUUGCGGAGCGAAAUGUGGCUGUA
This is a messenger RNA of Diachasma alloeum, 1178 nucleotides long. RefSeq lists its product as uncharacterized. The record is from RefSeq and is a predicted model, not a curated record. The transcript is spliced from 2 exons. Lineage: Eukaryota; Metazoa; Arthropoda; Insecta; Hymenoptera; Braconidae. Bases 64 to 1026 code for a protein of 320 amino acids.